AUGACUUUUGUGCAACAGCUUCAAGAGGCUGGGGAAAGAUUUAAAUGUAUCAAUGGGCUUUUAUGGGUUAUUUUCGGACUGGGUGUCUUGAAAUGUACAACCUUAUCACUAAGAUUUUUAGCUCUUAUUUUUGAUCUGUUUUUACUACCGGCAGUCAGUUUCGACAAGUAUGGUGCCAAAACUGGUAAAUACUGUGUUGUCACCGGUGCUAGUGAUGGUAUUGGCAAAGAAUUUGCCAGGCAAAUGGCCAAACGUGGUUUCAAUUUAAUAUUGAUCUCAAGAACGCAAUCUAAAUUGGAGGCUUUACAGAAAGAAUUGGAAGAUGAACAUCACGUUGUUGUUAAGAUUCUAGCCAUUGAUAUUGCAGAAGACACUGAAACCAAUUAUGAAUCUAUCAAGGAAUUGUGUGCGCACUUGCCAAUUACUGUUUUGGUCAAUAAUGUUGGCCAAUCACACUCCAUUCCUGUUCCGUUUUUGGAAACAGAAGAAAAGGAGCUUAGAGACAUUAUCACGAUCAAUAACACUGCUACGCUAUUAAUCACACAAAUCAUCGUACCAAGAAUUGUAGAAACCGUGAAAGCUGAAAAGAAGAAUGCGGGUACUCGCGGGUUAGUCUUAACCAUGGGUUCAUUUGGUGGUCUAAUUCCUACUCCGCUUUUGGCUACGUACAGUGGUUCCAAGUCGUUUUUGCAAAGCUGGUCUAACUCUUUAGCUGGAGAAUUAUCUAAAGAUGCUAUCGAUGUUGAAUUGAUCAUUUCAUAUUUGGUCACUAGCUCCAUGUCUAAAAUUAGAAGAUCCUCUUUAAUGAUUCCGAAUCCACAACAGUUUGUCAAAUCCACUUUGAAAAGUGUUGGAAGACGCUGCGGCUCUCAAGACAGAUAUGCUACUAUGACCCCAUACUGGGCCCACGCAGUGUAUCAAUUUGUAAUUACAGAGACAUUUGGCGUUUAUUCGAAGAUUGUUAAUUCCAUUAAUUAUACCUUCCAUAAAUCCAUCAGAAUUAGGGCCUUGAAAAAAGCCGCAAGACAGGUUAAAAAGGAAUAG
Saccharomyces paradoxus is the source of this 1044-nucleotide messenger RNA. It is a transcript of the gene IFA38, whose product is annotated as ketoreductase. NCBI's taxonomy places the organism in Eukaryota, Fungi, Ascomycota, Saccharomycetes, Saccharomycetales, Saccharomycetaceae. Bases 1 to 1044 code for a protein of 347 amino acids. Gene Ontology annotation, cellular component: endoplasmic reticulum. The transcript has a single exon. Gene Ontology annotation, biological process: fatty acid elongation. Gene Ontology annotation, molecular function: ketoreductase activity. The record is from RefSeq and is a predicted model, not a curated record.